Molecule: messenger RNA, 3658 nt
Organism: Impatiens glandulifera
Lineage: Eukaryota; Viridiplantae; Streptophyta; Magnoliopsida; Ericales; Balsaminaceae
Product: pentatricopeptide repeat-containing protein At2g13600
Exons: 3
Coding region: 168-2225 (685 amino acids)
Biological process (GO): RNA modification
Molecular function (GO): protein binding; RNA binding
Source: RefSeq, a predicted model, not a curated record
CCAAACCGCUCCGUCUAACGGGCUUAAAUACGAGUCAACUCAUUUUCUCUGACAAAAAAGAGUCAUCUCGCUUACUGGACGGGUAGGAUUGUUUGUAAAAAUGUGAGCUUUCCCUCCUUAGUUGGUGUAAGUGGAAGUAAUGAGCUUCCGCCUUUUCUAAGAAUGGAAUGGGAAAACAUGCGAUGUUCAAGCUCAUCAUGGGAGACCUAUCUCUACCCAAUUCAUCUCUCUUUGCCAAGAUGCUGGAUUCCUGUCUCUCAACAAAGUCACCCAAGGACGUACGCCGCCUCCAUGCUCGAAUUACCAAGUCUCAAUUUUCUUCUGAAGUUUUCAUCCAGAAUAGACUGAUCGAUGUUUAUGGGAAAUGCGGCUGUUUGGAAGAUGCCCACAAGCUGUUCGACAGAAUGCCGCAAAGAAACACUUUCACCUGGAAUGCUAUUAUAACUGCAUUGUCUAAAUCUGCUCUUCUUGAUGAAGCCGAAAGACUUUUCGACUUAAUGCCGGACCCUGACCAGUGCUCGUGGAACUCGAUGGUAUCAGGUUUUUCUCAGCACGGUCGGUUUGAAAACUCACUCGACUAUUUCGUACGCAUGCACAAGGAUAAUUUUGUGUUGAAUGAGUAUUCCUUUGGAAGUUCUCUCAGUUCUUGUGCUGGGUUGAUGGAUGUGUGUAUCGGUAUGCAAAUUCACGCUGCUUUGUCUAAAUCUCCGCACUCAUCGGAUGUUUACAUGGGAUCUGCACUUCUCGAUAUGUAUGGUAAGAGCUGCAGUGUAGCUUCUGCUCAAAAGGUGUUUGAUGAAAUGCGAGAACGUAACACUGUUUCUUGGAACAGUUUAAUUUCGUGUUAUGAACAGAAUGGUCCGGCAGCUGAAGCUAUAUCUGUUUUCGUUCUCAUGAUGGGUAGCGGAUUCGAUCCGGAUGAGGUCACUCUGGCUAGUGUUGUCAGUGCUUGUGCAAGCUUAAAGGCUUGCAAAGAAGGCCGUCAGAUUCAUGCCCGAUCCAUGAAAUUGGAGAGGUUGAGGAGUGAUCAUAUUUUAAGCAACACAUUUGUUGACAUGUACGCAAAAUGUGGAAGAAUAGUGGAAGCUAGACGUAUUUUCGACAGGAUGGAGAAUAGGAACGUUGUCUCCGAGACCUCAAUGAUGAGCGGUUACGCGAAGAACUCGAGUGUUGGAUCAGCGAAAGUUAUAUUCUCAGAGAUGGCAGACAGAAACGUCAUUUCAUGGAACGCUCUCAUCUCUGGCUAUACGCAGAAUGGAGAAAACGAGAAAGCGCUGGAUCUCUUUCGACUCUUGAAAAGAGAGUCCGUUUGCCCUACACACUACACGUUUGGGAAUCUACUCAACGCUUGCGCGAACUUAACAGACCUGGAACUUGGUAGGCAAGCCCAUGCCCACGUCUUAAAACACAGAUUCCUGUUCCAUCCAGGAAAAGAGUCGAAUAUUUUUGUGGGUAACUCUCUUAUCGACAUGUACAUGAAGUGCGGUUCCAUUGAAGACGGGAGAGUAGUCUUCAAGUCCAUGUCUGAAAAAGAUUGGGUGACAUGGAAUGCUUUGAUAGUUGGAUAUGCUCAGAAUGGGAAAGGGUUUGAAGCACUCGAUACUUUCAAGAGAAUGAUGGAAUCGGGUGAGAAACCUGAUCAUGUGACUAUGAUAGGAGUCCUUAGUGCUUGCAGUCAUGCAGGAUUGAUAGAGGAAGGACGUCGUUUCCUAUUCUCAAUGAAACAUGAUCAUGGUUUGGAGCCGUUAAAGGAUCACUACUCGUGUAUAGUCGAUCUGCUUGGUCGAGCUGGGCGACUCCAUGAAGCUAGGGAUUUGAUAGAAUCGAUGCCAAUGGAACCGGACAGUGUUGUAUGGGGUUCGAUGCUGUCUGCGUGCAAAACUCAUGGGGAUAUUGAGUUAGGUAAGUAUGUGGCGGAAAAACUGCUGGAGAUUGAUCCUGGAAAUUCUGGUUCUUACGUUCUUCUGUCGAAUAUGUAUUCGGAUGUUGGAAGAUGGAAGGAAGCUAUGAAAGUUAGGAAGCUGAUGAAGAAAAGAGGAGUUGUGAAGCAGCCUGGUUGUAGUUGGAUUGAAAUUAAGAGCAGGGUGCAUGUAUUCAUGGUGAAAGAUGGAAGACAUCCUCAAAGAAGAGAAAUUUAUUUACUUCUUAGAAAGCUUACUAAGGAAAUGAGAUUAGCUGACGAUUUGGAGAUGGAUUUUGAAGAAAUCUUACCAGUUGCAGUUUAAACAGAUGUUGGCUGGUUCAGGAAACCCAAAUGUAAGUUCAUGAAUACUUUGAUACCCACCUGAGAAGAGCUAGCGAGGACGAAGUAGAGGAUGCGCGAAUCUCAUCGAUCGUGUUCUUUGUUUCAGCAAAUCUGUGUGGGCAGGUGGAAUCUAUGAAAAAGCCACUGAGGUUCUUUUAGGUUUUGGGAAUAAUCUUAAAAAAUUUAAGGAUGUAUGAAGAAGAGAAGAAGUUUCAACAAAGGUGGGAGUUUAGGGAUGUGGGAGACAAAUUUAAUGAUUCUUCAAGUGAGGAUGAUUGCAGUACUUCCAAUAAGAAGAAGCACAAGCUCCUUUCAGACAUGUUGUUGCUUGAGACAGAGGAAGAACCAUUCUCCAAUUCUCCAGUAUCUAACUCACGGUCAUUUCGUAAAUCAAAGAAAGAUAAACGAGUAGUAAUUCACUCCCAUUCACCCAACAAGAAGAAGGAGAAGAAGAAUAAGAGCAUUUCACUUGAUGGUUUGAAGAUGUUUAUGGAAUCUAUGCUUGGGGAACUUAGAGUUGAAAGAGAAAGUAUGUUCUCAAGGAUGAGGGAAGAGAUGAAAAGAAUUGAUUCUACUAAGAAGGUGAACCCAAAGAAAGUUAGCCACAUGAGGAUGAUGAUGCAUCAGAAGAAGAUUGAAGAAAACCCAGAAACUAACAAUGGGUUCGACAGCAGCAAUGGAAAAAUAGAAAGAUUGGUGAAAAAACCAUUAGAAGCAGGUGGUGGGACUGAGAGUGACAUGACAGUGGGUUCAGAAAUAGUAGAUUUAUUUACAAGUCCUAAUAUUUCAGCUGGGUUCUUAUCAGGAGGAGGAGGAGGAGAACAAUCGUGUAAAAAGAUUUCGAUGAAUACAACAACAACAAACGAGAUUAAUGGUUUCAAUCUAUAUGGGGGCAUUCAUCAUCAGUUUUCAAAUGUGGGAAGAAGUGGAGAUGGGUUUGCUGCUGUUCCUCCACUUCAUAUUGGUAAUGGUAAUGGUAAUGGAAUCAAGAAUAAUAAUGUAUUUGGUUUGAGGAUUAGUGGGGGAGCCAUACGAUUCUCUUCUACAGGAGAUCACAGCAACAACAACAACAACCACCUAGUAACAGAUGAUAAUGAUGAUGAGAUCUGGCAAACAGAAGCCAAGACCUAUGGCCGAGAAACAUAGAUCUAGUUUUUUAAGGUAAAAAAAAAAAAAAAAACAUUUUGAAGUUUAGCCAAUGGACAAUAUGCCUUUUGUAUCAUUUUGUUUCAAGUGGCAAAUAGUGAAGGAUAAUGUAAAAUGGGUGUUGUUGAAUUGUGCUUGUUUGGCUAAAAACAUCUAUAGUAUUAUUAGACCUUUAAUUUGGUGGGUUUUAAAUGGCUGCUGUCAUUAUCAAUUGUUGCCUUAUAUAUAUCUAUGGUGGUCCUAGCUGUGUCUCUCCCUUCUCUUUCA